This is a messenger RNA of Oppiella nova, 338 nucleotides long. The record is from the annotation of a GenBank genome assembly. NCBI's taxonomy places the organism in Eukaryota, Metazoa, Arthropoda, Arachnida, Sarcoptiformes, Oppiidae.
GUCUAACUCAUACAUAUAAACAUUGUAAUAGUAAUUAUAAUUACAUUUAAUAAAUUUUAAUAUUAACCUUUUCAGAUAUGAAAGUAAUACUAGUGCUACUCAUAAUAGCCAUCAAUACUACACCUAAUUUGUGUCAAGUGGUGGUCACUACACCCGCAAUAGUUACCGCUACCAAUGUGGCGCUCGCCUGUCAGAAGGAGAUCCUUAAAUGCCUUAAACGCAAUAAGAUAGGCACCUGUAUGGCAGCCGUCACCUGUAAGGGCUUGAAUACCAAUGUUUGCCUACAUAUGCUAAUGGGGUUAACCUAUGGCAUACCCGGUGCUCUCAGGACCCCUUAA